Corticium candelabrum is the source of this 1916-nucleotide messenger RNA. Its product is annotated as ankyrin repeat domain-containing protein 17-like. Gene Ontology annotation, cellular component: ciliary inversin compartment. The coding region runs from base 17 to 1684 and encodes 555 amino acids. Gene Ontology annotation, molecular function: protein binding. The transcript has 8 exons. The record is from RefSeq and is a predicted model, not a curated record. Gene Ontology annotation, biological process: protein localization to ciliary inversin compartment. NCBI's taxonomy places the organism in Eukaryota, Metazoa, Porifera, Homoscleromorpha, Homosclerophorida, Plakinidae.
CGUUAGUAGUAGAGUAAUGGCGACUGCAGAUUUGUUGAGAAGUCUUAACACAGCCUGCAAAGGAGGGAAAGUUAGUGACGUCAUUGCUAUUCUAUCAAACGAUUUUGAGUCAGAUCAAAAUCCAACGGUUCUAAGUUCCUCUUUGAUCAUGGCAGCAAGUCAUGGCCAACUAGAUGUCAUCUCUGUACUGUUGAAUGCAGGGGCAGAUGUCAACUUUCAAUCAAGUAAUGAGUUCGGAACAUUUCCAUUGGGUAGUGCAGCCUUUGCUGGUCACAAAGACAUCGUUGAAGUCUUUUUGGAAUCAGGAGCCUAUAUAGACAUGGAAAGGAAGGAUGGCGGUACUGCUCUUUAUUCUGCAUGCUUUCAACGUCACAAAGAUGUCGUCGACCUUCUGCUACAUUUAGGAUGUUGUGCCAGCAUAGCUACAAAAAAUGGACGAAGUCCGCUGCAGGCAGCAGCUUAUCAUGGUGAUACAGAUGUUGUACUGAAGCUGCUACAACAUGGUGCUAAAGUGAAUUCAAAAGAAAUUACAUAUGGAACAACACCAUUACAUACAGCAGCGUAUAAUGGCGACAUUGCCACUGUUUGCAUUUUACUACGGUACGGAGCAGAUACAUCUGCAAGGACUAAUAAAGGUGGGACGCCUUUUCAGUUAGCAUCAGUAAAAGGUCACACCGAGUGUGCUUCUAUCAUUGAUGGGUGGAAUGUCACAAAUGCAUUAAAGUGUGACAUGAUUAAGCAUACUCCACCAUUGUACGUGAAACAUGAGGAAUAUGAAGAAGCUAGUGCAUCGCAAAGAAGAAUUUCUUUUCUGCAGUACAAAGAAUUGAAAGAAAGAUACGAAUUACUUCUGUCAACAUGGGAAGAAACCAAAUGUGACAACAAGCAGCUUCAGAUUCACAUUGAUGAGCUGGAACAGAAGCUUGCCGAUGUAGACCCUACAAACACUCCAGAUGGAGUUUGCAGUUACCAACAAGAAUGUGAGGCAUUCUUUAAGUCUCUUGGUGUUGAGCAGCGUUUCCUGUCACCCGAGUUUAAUAAAUGUUACUGCCCACGAUGCUACAAUGGUCGGCCCAUCAUCCUAAGGGGCAAGCCAGCCAAGCCAUAUGCAAUACCUCGAGGUUGGGUUCGCUUUGCAAUAACGGUUGAUUCUCGACUCAACGCUGAUGAAAUAUUUGACAGUUACCAUGUUGCAUUUCAUGGCACUUCGGCAGGAGCGGUGAAGAGUAUACUUGAAAGUGGUCAACUUCUUUUACCUGGAGACACAACAAGCGGUGGCUUUACUAUUCCUCAUCCUUCGGGACACAUCAAGGAUGGCAAGUGUUGUCUUAUUCCUGGUCAUAUGGAUGGCCACUUUAAAGUUGUUGCCAAACAUAAAGCAAACUGUAAGUGUGGCUGUGUUCUGUUUGAACCAACACGUCUUUUCUUUACAUCUCCGACAGUUAAGUAUUGUGAGGAUCCAGCAUAUGCCGGUCGGGGUGUUAAAUUUGGCAAGAAAAGAGCGAAAUGUGUCUUGCAAGUACGCCAGAAGUCCGACUCCUACAAAGUACUUGCUGAGACAAUAGGAGCAGGACGACGCUCAGAAGUCAUAGAUCCGCUGUUUGACAAUCGAGACGUUGAAUGGUGCACAGGUCAUCGGUAUCCAGCAAUUGUGGUGACUGGAGUUUUGAUAAAGUUAUUGUAACAGCAUAAUGGUGACUGCAUGGAAACAAUGUGCUCUCACUUACGCAUGCUUUAGAUAAUAGCCACUUGAUUUACAGCUUUACCCACUCACAUGGAUUAAUUUUGUAGCCUCACUAGGUACUUUUAUUUAGUCUGUUUGUCAUAACUAAGAAACAGUUUUCGUGACUUUAUACAUUGAGGACAUUUGAUAUGUUUCAAUUGUAAAAUGAUCAAAUUUACUAACAGUUGUUCAU